Molecule: messenger RNA, 231 nt
Organism: Iphiclides podalirius (scarce swallowtail)
Lineage: Eukaryota; Metazoa; Arthropoda; Insecta; Lepidoptera; Papilionidae
Source: the annotation of a GenBank genome assembly
AUGGUGCAGAGUAGAGAUGAGGCGUACAUACCGAGGCACGUUCCGAUUCCGGACCCGAUAGAUAUUGUCGAUAUCGCUCGCGAGUACGCGGACCUAGCGCCGCCUCGUCAGACGGUGGCGACAGUUAAUCAUAGACUCAAGUCAGCUGACUUAAAUUUUAUCAUUGGUCUUGUGAUAAGUUGUGAUCUCCGCCAUUCUGGGAUCGCCUUUUCAUUCUUUACUGUCCCUUCA